Molecule: messenger RNA, 793 nt
Organism: Hirundo rustica (Barn swallow)
Lineage: Eukaryota; Metazoa; Chordata; Aves; Passeriformes; Hirundinidae
Gene: DDIT3
Product: DNA damage inducible transcript 3
Exons: 4
Coding region: 145-660 (171 amino acids)
Biological process (GO): negative regulation of transcription by RNA polymerase II; positive regulation of intrinsic apoptotic signaling pathway; ER overload response
Cellular component (GO): CHOP-ATF4 complex; CHOP-C/EBP complex; cytoplasm
Molecular function (GO): RNA polymerase II cis-regulatory region sequence-specific DNA binding; transcription factor binding; protein heterodimerization activity
Source: RefSeq, a predicted model, not a curated record
GACGAUGCGGACGAGGAUGAACCGGGGACAGCGACCGGAGCGGGGCCGGGGGGAGCCGGGACCACCCGGAAAGGCAUUCAGGAGAAAGUGCGUCCUUGCCGACCACCACACCUGAGAGCAGCCCGCGCCGGGCCCGAGGUGACGAUGGCGGCCGAAGGGCUGUGGGGGCCGGGCGGCCCCCCCGGCUGGGAGCUGGAGGGGUGGUACCAGGACCUGCAGGAGGUGCUGGCGGCGGAGCCCCCCGGAACCGCCCCCACCUGGGCGGAUGAGCAGGUGGAACCGGGCCCGGGGAGCUGCGGGCUGGACCUGGCUCUGGCCGAGGAGCUGCUGGAGCUGCUGGGGCCGGAGGGAGCGGCUCCGGCGGAACCCCCGGGCGCGGCCGCCGGCGGGAGCGGCCCGGCCCGGGCGGGCCCCGCCGAGGAGGAGGAGGAAGAGGAGGAGGCGCGGGGGGCGCGGAGGAAGCGGCGCGGCGGCCCCGGAGCUCCGCGGGAGCGGGAUGGGGAGCAGCGGGUGCGGGAGCUGACGGCGCAGAACGAGCGGCUCCGAGCGGAGAUCCAGCGGCUCAGCGCCGAGGUGCAGCGCACCCGCGCCGCGCUCAUCGACCGCAUCGUCAACCUGCGCCCGGUGCAGGGACACGGAGCCACCGCAUCGUGCGGCUGAGCCGCGGGAAGGCGUCAGCGCUGCCCCACAACUGGGGACAAGGACUCUGCUGCCCCACGGACUGGGAGGGGGCAGCCCUACGGAGAGAUGGACUCUGCUGUACAGCUCCUGUCGUUUAUUACACACAUCUAAC